ACGCUUAUCAUGCAAGAUAUUUCUUUUCUUCAACCUACAGAUUGUAAAAAACUUUGGUACAUUAUUAAAGGAGUGGUUUAUAUAAAACAAAUUUGUCAUUGAACAAUCAUCACACGGGAACACAAAGUAUUUAAUCAAAAUGAUCUUGAUUACGACGUUUCUUGUGGUGCUAGCUCUACACGCAGCUACACCCGCUCUACGAACGGUAUGCUACUACACCAACUGGGCCCAAUACAGAAGUGGUUCCGGAAAAUUCGUUCCUGAGAACAUAGAUGCUCACCUGUGUACUCACAUCUUGUACGCCUUCGCUAAGCCAGAGGGAACGGAGAUCAAACCUUUUGAAUGGAAUGACGAUGAUAUGUAUGCCCGUGUUAUGGCACUCAAGCGGAGUAACCCUAAUCUAAAGGUCUUGCUGUCCUUGGGCGGAGCCACUGUCAGUUCUGGCCCCUUCACAAACAUCGUGAGAGAUGCUACAACCAGAAGCGCUUUUAUCACGCAUGCAAUCACUUACUUGAGACAAAAGCAUUUUGACGGACUGGACAUUGAUUGGGAAUUUCCUGGUCAAAAUGGGAGUCCAGCUUCAGAUAAACAAAAGUUUUUACAUUUGAUGCAGGAACUAAGAAGUCGUUUUGAUAGUGAGGCCUCGUCUUCUGGUCAACCACGUCUGCUUCUGACCGGAGCUUUUCCAGCAGGCAAAGAUUAUAUUGAUACCGGAUUUGAUGUUGCGGGUCUAGCAGCAGUCAUGGAUUUUAUCAACAUUAUGACCUACGAUUAUCACGGACCUUGGGGAAACACAGUAGGAUUCAACAGCCCGCUCUAUGCUCACCCUAGUGAAACAGGAUGGAGUGCACAGCUCAAUUUGGACUGGACAGCUAAAUACUAUGUAUCUCUGGGCGCCCCCAAAAAUAAGCUGAAUUUAGGCCUUGGAACGUAUGCCAGGACAUUUCAUAUCAGCAGUGCAAGUCAGAGCUACAUCGGAGCUCCCAGCAGUGGCACUGGAAGUGCUGGGCCAAUCACCAAGGACGCUGGAACUCUUGCGUACUUCGAGGUGUGUGACUUGAUUAAGGCCGGAGCCCAACCCAUCUUCGAACAGUCACAGAGGAACCCUUACUUUGUGCAAGGAAAUAACUGGGUCGGCUAUGACAACGUUCAGAGCAUCAAGGAAAAAGCUUGCUAUGCUUUACAUAACGGCUAUGGUGGUGUCAUGUUCUGGGAGCUAAGCAUGGAUGACUUCCAUGGGCAAAGCUGCGGUCAAGGACAGUAUCCAUUGAUCCACGCUGCCACCAAUGUCUUCUCCAAUCCAGGAAGCUGUUGAAAAUGCUUGUUAAUGAAGCAUAUUGAACUUAUUGCAUAGAUAAAUAACAUCAAUAAAAUUGUAGAUAAACA
Molecule: messenger RNA, 1386 nt
Organism: Biomphalaria glabrata
Lineage: Eukaryota; Metazoa; Mollusca; Gastropoda; Planorbidae
Product: chitotriosidase-1-like
Exons: 9
Coding region: 140-1315 (391 amino acids)
Biological process (GO): carbohydrate metabolic process; chitin catabolic process
Cellular component (GO): extracellular region
Molecular function (GO): chitinase activity; chitin binding
Source: RefSeq, a predicted model, not a curated record